ACUACCCCUCACUCCUCCUCCUUCCUCUCUCUCUCCCUCCUCCUCCUCCUCCUUCCUUUUGCCACAUCCACCCACCCACCAGCCCACCCUCUCCCUGCCUCCCUUACACACACACACACACACACACACACAUACACACAUAUACACUCAAUCACGAAUGCACAGGGAUUGCAGCAACAGCAGCAGCACCGCGAGAUGGAGAUCUCCGCUGCGUGUGUGAGUGCCUGUUCCCGCUGUCACUGCACCGGCUGCCUCUCUCUCAGCACUCCUGCAGCCUGUGAGAGCUGCUCCAGUGGCUGGACGGUGCCCUGGCACCCACUGAAUACAUGGAUGAACGCUGGAUCUACAGGGGAUCUGCGCUUUCUUGUCCUUUGCGCCUCUGAUCUGUUUCUCAAGGAAAUAUGGUGAGCAAAGAGGACGCCAAAUGUAUUGUUGUCUCAAAUUCAGAUGAAUCAGACUCCGAGACAGGCCCAUCACACAGCCUUGAUACGACUUCUGGAGGAGAAUCCGGCAAGCAGCAGGUGAAGAAAAGAAACAAGGCCUUACAAGUGCGUUUUAAGGAUAUCUGUGAAGCUCAGAAUGAAUAUCGGGGAAGACGCUCCAGGUCCAUUUCCUGCAAAGUAACGCACAGAAAGUACAUGACCAUGCCUGCCAGACGCUCUAUUCCCAAUGUGACCAAGAGCACGGGUGUCCAGACCUCGCCAGACCUCACCAAGCGAUACAAGACUUUCCCUUUUGAGAGGAAAAAAGGACACACAUUUAAACAUACUGCUUUAGUGGAAGAUUACAGAGGACAAAACAAUGGGUUUCUGAGUGAUAUAAAGGCCGGUGGAGAGGACGGACAACCUAUCGGGGAGUCCUCUCAGAACAAGGGUAAGAUUGUGGGGCAGACAAAAGCACUGCUUCACCACACUGAUGACAGCAGCGAUACGGAGGAUUUGCUUUCCAGUGCCAACUGUUUGGACGGACCCUCGUGUCCAGACUCUUCACAUUUCUCAGAGGAGUUUCACCCCAGCAGCCCUCCUUCGAAAAGUGAACCACAAUACCCGGUUUGUGGGAUGAGGACCAAACACAAAGGAUUACCCAAAGAAGACACGGAUGCUGGCACUUCUUCAAAGCGCCAGUUGGCUGAAUCAGAGUUUUCACAGGACAAACCAAAGGGCACGGGCCCUGUUGCGUGGAACUCUUUGACACAGGUGGAGUCUUUAGGAAGCCCCACUGUGAGCUGUAAACGGAAAAAGGGUACAGAGCUAAGCGAACAGCAGUCACAGACACUUCCACACAGUGCCCAAUGUUCCGUACAGUCACAAGGGCAGUGUCGGACGAGGCAUGUGUCAGCCUCCUCUAAACUCCAGCGAACGGCUGGGGGGGACGAGGGCUUUCCUCCAGGAAGCAAAGGAGCCCCAGGCAUGGGGAGCAGCCAGCAGAUAAUGCCCUUAUCUGGAGACAAGGAUAUCAAAGCACAGCUGCAGGCCAUGGAGACUCUCAUCAGCUCAAGCCAGGAAACCAUCAAGGUCCUUCUUGGAGUUAUUCAGGAGCUGGAGAAAGGUGAAGCACAGCGAGAGGGGCUCUCCUACCGAACAGGACAAGACACAGCAAAUUGUGACACUUGUCGAAACAGCGCCUGCAUCAUUUACAGUGUCGAGCUGGACUUCAAGCUGCAGGAAGAUAAACUGCAGCCCCUGAUGAAGAGACUUUGCCCCCUGGACAGCCAACAAUGUCCCGCUCUGCCUUACUCCAAUGAAGUAUUUACAUCCACCCCCAAACGCAAGUCCAAGACAGAGUCCAAAAAGCAUGCUCGCUGGAAACUCUGGUUCCUGUGAAUAAAACAUGAAGGCUUUGGAAACGGCCUUUUUAUUGGGCACAUUAAUCUCAAAAUGGUUGAAGGAAUAUUCAGAUGGGGUAAUCAACCCCACGAGAACGGAUGAUGAUGGAAACCAGUUGAUUUAGGGUUUCCGAGUUGAGACUGUACGUCAGGUCAGCUGGGGGACAGCAGAGACACAAAAAAAAAAAAAAAAAAGAACAUUUUACAUUCAGUCUAACCUUUUUCUGGCAUGUUUGCUGGACAGGAUCGACACACGCCUGCAGAAACUAGAGCAUAUUGCUUGGCUACAAGAGGAGGCACCAUGUGGAGGGCCUUUUAUGAGUGAAGCUAUAAUCUUUGAACGGACGUCAGCCCCACCUCCACCUCAAGCACAAACACUUGACUAUUGAGAGGAACAUGCGUCAAAGACUGAAACGCAGUACAGUAGACGACAGUAUGUCAGCGCUGUUCUUAUAACCCCCGUACUUUCCCCUCCUCUUCCUCCUUAUCUGUUACCAUCCUGCUCGGUUUUGUCUGUCUGACUGAACAUCUGCCUGCCUUUGCUAAUAACCCGUCUCCUCCCUCUCUUUGUAACUGUCCCUUUAUCUUUCUUUCUGUCCGUCUUCAUUUAGCUCACUGUGCAACUAACCGACUAGCCAGCCAACUUUGCCUCAGUCAUCCUGUUGCUUUCUGUUCCUAAGCUGACAUAAUGUUCAGGAUCUAUAUUUUAGAAUAUCUUUAUAGCAAAGCACUGUGAGAUGAACUUUUACUAAAUAUAUACAUAUAUAUGUUUGGGCCUCUCCUCUUGAAGCAGUUUAAAAACAUAGAACAAGUAUCAAGGUUUGGUCAGAUUUUUUAUCAGCAGAUAUGAUGUUUUGACUACUUCUGAGGCAGAAUAUUUUCUAUGAUAACUUAAAAGGUGUUUUUCUUGGGUUGGUUAUUGUUAUAUAGGUUGAAUUUGCAACAAAAAGUAAAGACUAUUUUGACGUUUCUCUUUGAGUCCACAAAGACUUUGCCUUGCCUCUCGGUCACUCAGUGUGCCACAGCGAAGCUCUCGUGUAAAGUCUUGACAAGAAUCUAUAUUUAAGUCACUUGUUUCAUGUGCAGUUAGCUCACACUUCAAGUGCUGCUUUGUAAUAUUGAUUUCUGUUUCCAUUCAACUGCAGAUUCCAUUCAGCAAAAUGCUACCACUUUUUUUCUUCCUUUUUUUUUUGCAGAAGACAGUCACAGAACACCAAACACUUGUCUACCAACCCACACAAACAACUGUGCACUGAACUUGCAGCAAGAGCAGAAGGGCUAUACACAGUGCUAAAGGAGUAUGGUAGCAGUCUAACAGAAGAAAAAAACAAACCAGCUUUGGUCAAGUACAAAACAACAAACAAAACGUUGGUGAUGUAGCAAUGAUUCUGAACUUGCACGCUGUUACACAGCAGGUAUUUAAUGAAUUCUUAGAGUGAUUUUAUAACAGCAGCUCUCAUGUAGAUUAUGGUACAUGGAAAUGUACAAGAAAUGUCUGGAAGACAUACACUGGUCUCCCAUCGUUAGAUUACGCAGUAGAUUACAUUUUUCAGGUCACCAUUUUUCAUGCAAUGAUCUGUACCUUGAGAAAGUGCAAUUUAGUGAUUAUGUGCAAUAUUAUGCAUUUUUCUACUGUUUCUACAUCACAAUUAAAACAUUUUCAAUCAAAGGUGA
Molecule: messenger RNA, 3499 nt
Organism: Amphiprion ocellaris (clown anemonefish)
Lineage: Eukaryota; Metazoa; Chordata; Actinopteri; Pomacentridae
Gene: insyn2ab
Product: inhibitory synaptic factor 2Ab
Exons: 6
Coding region: 402-1823 (473 amino acids)
Biological process (GO): inhibitory postsynaptic potential
Cellular component (GO): postsynaptic density
Source: RefSeq, a predicted model, not a curated record